Messenger RNA from Maniola jurtina (meadow brown), 4879 nucleotides. Its product is annotated as ATP-binding cassette subfamily C member 4-like. Gene Ontology annotation, molecular function: ATP binding; ATP hydrolysis activity; ABC-type transporter activity. Lineage: Eukaryota; Metazoa; Arthropoda; Insecta; Lepidoptera; Nymphalidae. Bases 139 to 4158 code for a protein of 1339 amino acids. The record is from RefSeq and is a predicted model, not a curated record. Gene Ontology annotation, cellular component: membrane. The transcript is spliced from 25 exons. Gene Ontology annotation, biological process: transmembrane transport.
UUUUUUCAAAUAUGUACAACGUUAGCUAUCAGUGGUCAUUUUAUGUAUGUGCCUAUUCUAAAAUAGGUUUAUUUAUCUAAGUGCGGAUUUUUGUUUUGAAAGUUUACUUACUCAAGUAGGUACCUACCUAAGUGCAAUAUGGAUUCAAAGGUUGUACUCAAAGAAAAAAAUCCUCACGACAAAGCAAACGUACUCUCUAAAAUAUUUUUGUGGUGGAGUUUUCGUUUAUUCAGAAGAGGCUACAAACACGGUUUGACUUUAGAAGACCUAUGGCAGGCUCGCAGUGGAGACCAGUCCGGACGUCUGGGUGACCGAUUGGAAGAAGCAUGGGAAAAAGAAUUAGAAAAUUCACGUAAAAAGAAAAUAGAUCCAUCUUUAUCAAGAGCAAUUGUUAGUUGCUUUUGGGUCGAAUACAUGUUAUGUGGAGUAGUUGUUGGGAUACUUUUUAUAAUUUUAUGGCCGAUGAUACCUUUCACGCUACGUUUAUUUAUAAAAUACUUCGCUGGGGAGAAAACUGAAGAAACUUAUAGAAAUGCGCAUAUUUAUAAUUUUUUAGUGAAUUUCCUUAGUAUAUUCACCGCCAUGGCUUUAAAUCAUACAGCAUUAGCACAAAGUUGUAUUGGUAUGAAAGUGAGAAUAGCGUCUUGUUCAGUCAUAUACAGAAAGAUACUGAAACUAAACCGUGUUGGUCUAAGUCAAACAGAAACCGGACAAGUGAUAAACUUGAUGUCAAAUGAUGUGAAUCGUUUCGAUAUUGCUGCCGGGUUUUUGAACUUCAUUUGGGUAAUGCCUCUGGUGGUACCGGUUGUUUUAUACCUGGUCUGGCAGCACAUUGGUUGGGCCACAUUUUCCGUACUCCCCGUCAUCUUCAUCCAAACAAUGGUAAUACAAGCAUAUUUAAGUCAUCUUCAAGGCGCUCUAAGAGGAAAAAUUGCAAGGCGCACAGAUAAAAGAGUAAAAGUUAUGAGCGAAUUAGUGAAUGGCGUUCAAGUGAUAAAAAUGUAUGCAUGGGAAAUACCUUUUGAGAAACUCGUUGAUAAAUUACGCAAGUACGAAGUGAAAUUUAUAUUACGGACUUCCUUUAUUAAAGGGUUUUCUACUGCUCUUAGUGUGUUUACUGAGCGUUUCAUUCUCUUUGCGGCUGUGGUCACCUUUGUAUUGACCGGGGGACACAUAAGUGCAGAAAUUACAUUUUGCCUUGUACAGUAUUACAAUUUACUGCAACUCGCUUGCAACAUCUUCUUCCCAAUGGCACUAGCAUUUCUUGCUGAAUCCAGAGUUUCCAUUAAACGGCUUGAGAACUUUCUAACUCUCGAAGAGUUAGAAACAGAGGUGCCGAAAAUCAACGGUUUUAGUGCUAAUGCUCUUAGCAACGGUAUAGACAAAGAAAAGGAAAGUGGCAAUGGCAAAGUAAAAUCCUUGGGCUUGGUUCUUUCUGGUGUGUCCGCUAGUUAUGAGCCUAACCCAAUUGUGCCCACACUGAGGAAUUUAUCACUGACAGCGAGCCCAGGGGAGUUUGUCGGAGUUGCUGGACUAGUUGGAUCUGGAAAGUCGUCCCUCUUACAAGUAAUUUUGGGAGAGUUGAAGCCAUCGCAAGGAACAGUGUCACUUGGUGGCGCUCGCAUUUCUUAUGCGAGUCAGGAACCCUGGCUUUUUGUGGCAACCGUUAGGCAGAACAUCCUCUUCGGUUUACCCUACGAUCGAAUGCGAUAUAAAAAGGUGGUAACAGCGUGCGCGUUAGUCCGUGACUUCGAGCAGUUGCCGGACGGAGACUCCACGUUGGUGGGCGAACGCGGCAUCAGCCUCAGUGGCGGCCAGCGAGCGCGCAUCGGCCUCGCACGCGCUUGUUACCGACAAGCAGACAUUUACCUCCUGGACGAUCCGCUGUCGGCAGUGGACACGCACGUCGGCAAGCACUUGGUGACAGAAUGUGUCAUGGGGCUUCUCCGACACUCCACACGCAUCCUUGUCACGCACCAGCUGCAUCAUCUCAAAACUGCCGACAAAGUCAUUAUACUAAGAAAUGGCGAGAUAGAAAUAGAAGGCAGUUUCGAGGAGGUCUCAAAGACCCCGCUGUUUGAGGAGCUGCUGGAAGAAGAGGAGCCCGCAGCCACAGCGGAAGUACCACACGCACAGGUGCAGAGGCAACGCACAAUGUCUAUUCAGUCUCGUUCAAGCGUCAGCACGAUAGCAGACGGUGCACAAGAUGAAGAUGAUGAUCCACAGGAAACUGCUGAGCUAAUGGAAACUGGUCGUGUAUCGAGUUCGGUGUACAGGAAGUAUUUCCACGCGGGCGGCAGCUGGGCUCUGCUGGUGGUCACAUUUUUGGGCAUUGUUCUCGCACAAGUGGUCACAUCUGCUGGUGACCUGUGGCUUACUCACUGGAUGAAUACAGCAGACGCGAUGCACCCUGAAGAGAUAAACGAGAGAAUUACAAAUAUAACAGCAAAUAUUACGACUGAUAUUACAACUAAUAUUACAUCUGUUGAUUCAAACAGCGAGAAUGGAUAUUUGCCGUCAAUCGACCAUAACUUUUACAUUUUUAUUUGGGGUUCUGCCAUAGUUGCAUGCAUGAUUCUGACGACCGGCAGAUCGUUGUUAUUCCUGUGGGUGUGCAUGUGCAGUUCCAUAAACCUGCACAACAAAAUGUUCAGUAACAUCUUGUCAGCAACGAUGCGAUUUUUCGACACCAACCCUUCUGGACGCAUCCUUAACCGAUUCUCCAAAGAUAUGGGUAUUGUGGACGAGAUCUUACCGAAGAUGUUCCUUGAUAGUAUUCAGAUGUUCAUGGUGAUGGCCGGUAUAUUAAUCAUGGUGGCCAUAGUGAACCCUUACAUGGUUCUGACGACAUUUUUCUGCGGUAUACUCAUGUAUUUGUGGACUAUAGUUUAUCUGAAUACAGCACAAGCUAUUAAAAGAGUGGAGGGCGUGUCGCGCAGCCCCGUGUUCUCGCACGUGUCGGCGAGCAUGGCGGGGCUGACGACGGUGCGCGCGUGCGGCGCGCAGGACAUGCUGCGCGUGCAGUUCGACGACAAGCAGGACGUGCACACCGCGGCCUGGUACCUAACCCUGAUCACUAACACGGCUUUUUGUAUAUGGCUGAGUCUCAUCUCGGCGUCUUAUGUCGUGAUAGUGUCCUAUACCUUCCUGAUGGUGGGUAAUGAAAAAACUCCGUCAGGCGACGUAGGUCUAGCAAUGAGUCAGGGGCUCAUUCUAGUGAACAUGGUACAACACGGCAUAAAGCAGACCACGGAAGUGAUAUCGCAGAUGACCAGCGUGGAGCGUGUGCUGCAGUUCACCAAGCUGCCCCAGGAACAGACGGACGGGCCCUCGCCGCCGAAGGGGUGGCCGCACCGAGCCAGGCUCGUGUUCAAGGACCUUUAUCUCAGAUACGACAGAGAGGCCGAGCCUGUACUCAAGAAUCUAAAUAUAGUUAUUGAGAGUGGAUGGAAGGUGGGAGUAGUAGGCCGAACCGGAGCAGGGAAGUCGUCCCUGAUAGCUGCGCUGUUCCGCCUGGCGCCGAUCGACGGACACGUCUACAUUGACGACGUCGACACAGGAGAGAUUGCCCUUAAAGAGUUGCGGUCGAAGAUCUCUAUCAUCCCUCAGGAGCCGGUGCUGUUUUCUGCUAGUUUACGAUACAAUAUGGAUCCCUUUGACAAAUAUUCUGACGCCGAAAUAUGGAAGGCAUUAGAGCAGGUGGAGCUGAAGCAGAGCGUGUCGUCGCUGGCGGCGGGCGUGGAGGCGGGCGGCGCCAACUUCAGCGCGGGGCAGCGCCAGCUGCUGUGCCUGGCGCGCGCCGCGCUCGCGCGCAACCGCCUGCUGGUGCUGGACGAGGCCACCGCCAACGUCGACCCCAAUACGGACGCGUUAAUCCAGAAGUCCAUACGGAAACAUUUCUCCGAUUGCACAGUGGUGACAGUCGCGCAUCGCUUACACACGGUCGCAGAUUCAGACAGAGUUGUGGUAAUGGAGGCAGGUCAAAUAGUAGAAUGCGGCCACCCUCAUGAUCUCCUGCAGAAAGAAGAUGGGCAUUUCAUUCGCAUGGUUAAGCAGCUUGGCUCCGCGUCGGAGCAGAGCCUGCGUGAGCAAGCCCGAAACGCCUACAUGCAACAUAUUAAAUACGUAGACGCUGAAGACCAGCCUCAAGUUAAAUAAACUACAGACAGUGCGCGAGAAGAGGACUUUCCUGUGAAUGUGACCUAUACUUAGUAAGCUGCGUACAGACCGGCCCAACGAACGCCCUACGAUGGAUAUUUAUCGUUCGCUAGCGUUGGCUUCCGCACGCUCGUUGGAGUUCGUUAAUACAUCCAAAUACAUUUAGUGCUCGAACGAACGUUCGUUAGCACUUGAUUCCGGUUCUUUUCUCUUUCAUUCGCAAUUUAAUCAUGGACGACGACGACAUCAUUAUAAUUGCUAGUUUUAUAUACCAAAACGAGUUAGCAAGAACAAGAAAAAAAUAACGAUAAGAAAUAUCCAAGUAAUUAUCAAAUUAGACGUCUACACGCUACGCACUCUUGCUUCAACUGAGCGUUCGUUCGUUGGCCUUCGGCGACCGUCCAAACAGAGUUCGAUCAAAUAGCUCGAUUUCUUUGAUGUUACCGCCACGCUUCGGAUCGCCGGCACACGCCAACGAGCGAUCGUUGGCAUUCGCUAAGCCGUCCAGAUUGCAGCAACGAAGGUCAACGAAACCCGUUCGUUGGCGUUCGUUUGGCCGGUCUGUACGCAGCAGUAGAUAAGGAGACAGUAUAUUGUCGUCUGUCGAUAAAUUAUUAUUCGGAAACUAAGAUAACACGUCGCACAUUGAAAACAAAAGUGACCCUAUCCAAAAUCUUGAUUAUUAUGACCAUUUAAAGAUUUGCGUUUAGCUAUUGAGCUU